Molecule: messenger RNA, 585 nt
Organism: Dictyostelium purpureum
Lineage: Eukaryota; Evosea; Eumycetozoa; Dictyosteliales; Dictyosteliaceae
Exons: 2
Coding region: 1-585 (194 amino acids)
Source: RefSeq, a predicted model, not a curated record
AUGAAAAUAGAAUUAGCUUUAUUAAUUAUAAUUUUUAUAAAUAUAGCUUUAGGCACAAAUCAAUAUAUUUAUAUUACUCCCCAAAAUGGUAAUAGUUGCAAUGAUGGGACAACGAUUGGAGGUGGAUUUGUAGUACCAGUGAACCAGUGCAUCAAAAUAAAUAAAUAUAGUGCAUUGUUUGAACAAAAUGAAAACAAUGUAUUUGUAUCAUGGUUUAAUGAUUGUUCAGAUCAUAACAGCUUUCAAAUAAAUAACUACACCAUUGAUUCAUGCACAAACUUUAUUCUUCCCCACACAACAUCAACGUAUCUAUCUACCAUAUCAAAUACAGGUGUCAUUCCUCCACAGUCCAUUGUUUUUCAAUAUUAUAACCAAACUGAAAAAGUUUGUUCUAAUGAAUUAUAUAAACAGUACUACACAGUAGAUUAUACCGAAAAAACCUUUGAAUAUCAUAUUGAUUAUUUAUGUUCUCAAAAUCAACCAUUUACAUAUCUUUGUACAAGAAGAGGAAAUUGUUAUAGUACCUCUUAUCAAGGUUGUAAUUUUGAUAAGAAUCAUCCAUAUUCAUAUACAGUAACUUGUUAA